Molecule: messenger RNA, 1274 nt
Organism: Leucoraja erinaceus (little skate)
Lineage: Eukaryota; Metazoa; Chordata; Chondrichthyes; Rajiformes; Rajidae
Product: soluble scavenger receptor cysteine-rich domain-containing protein SSC5D-like
Exons: 4
Coding region: 276-1274 (332 amino acids)
Cellular component (GO): membrane
Source: RefSeq, a predicted model, not a curated record
AAAUGCAAAGAUUUAAUAGGAACCUGAGAGGUAACACACAGAGGGUAAUGGGUGCAUGGACAGAGCUGCCAGAGGAAGUGAUUGAGGCAGGUGCAGUAAAAGCAACAUUUAAAAGACAUCUGGACAGAUAAAUGAAUAAGAAAGCUUUGGCCAGCAGGGUAGCAGCGACCUGCUGGCUACCCUGCUGAAAAUCACAUGCAAUCCUGCUGCAGAUUUAACUUUAUCCCCCCUCUGUUGCAGGACCGGUGCCCGUCCAUCUGGUGAAUGGGAACAACAUGUGCUCCGGGAGAGUGGAGGUCUAUCAUAACUCCACCUGGAGCACCGUCUGCGGCAAGAGCUGGGAUAUCAAAGCGGGGAACGUGGUCUGCAGGGUGUUGAAUUGUGGGACGGCCCGGUUAGUAACAACUGCUGUCUCCAACGGAGUGGCCACUGGGAACAUCUGGCUAGAGGGGGUGAAGUGUAACGGGACAGAGCGUGCCCUCGACCAGUGUCCUGCCAGCCCUUGGAAGGUGAAUAAUUGCACACACGGAGAGUUCGCUGAAGUCUCCUGCUCAGGUCCGGUGCCCGUCCGUCUGGUGAAUGGGAACAACAUGUGCUCCGGGAGAGUGGAGGUCUAUCAUAACUCCACCUGGGGCACCGUCUGCGGCAGGAGCUGGGAUAUCAAUGCGGGGAACGUGGUCUGCAGGGUGUUGAACUGUGGGACGGCCCGGUCAGUAACAACAGCUGUCUCCUACGGAGAGGCCACUGGGAACAUCUGGCUGGAUGGGGUGACGUGUAACGGGACAGAGCCUGCCCUCGACCAGUGUCCUGCCGGGCCAUGGGGGGUGAAUAACUGCACACACGGAGAGUACGCUGGAGUCUCCUGCUCAGGUCCGGUGCCCGUCCGUCUGGUGAAUGGGAACAACAUGUGCUCCGGGAGAGUGGAGGUCUAUCAUAACUCCACCUGGAUCACCGUCUGCGGCACGAGCUGGGAUAUCAAUGCGGGGAACGUGGUCUGCAGGGUGUUGAACUGUGGGACGGCCCGGUUAGUAACAACAGCUGCCUCCUAUGGAGAGGCCACUGGGAAUAUCUGGCUGGAUGGGGUGACAUGUAACGGGAAAGAGCCUGCCCUCGACCAGUGUCCAGCCAGCCCAUGGAGGUUGAAUAACUGCACACAUGGAGAAUACGCUGAAGUCUCCUGCUCAGGUAAGAUUCAGGAGGAUUUUACCAGGAGUGAAAGGUUUGAGUUAUGGGGUAAAAUCAGAGCAGUUAAUAGAUGGCAAACAGGAGGAUAG